This is a messenger RNA of Pangasianodon hypophthalmus (striped catfish), 1949 nucleotides long. RefSeq names its product C-type lectin domain family 4 member M-like. The coding region runs from base 124 to 1521 and encodes 465 amino acids. The record is from RefSeq and is a predicted model, not a curated record. The transcript has 5 exons. Gene Ontology annotation, molecular function: signaling receptor activity. Lineage: Eukaryota; Metazoa; Chordata; Actinopteri; Siluriformes; Pangasiidae.
ACGAUAAAUAAGAACGAAACAUAGAUCUAGACAGCAGUCGGGACUGAUACAGUUUCAACUUAAAGCUGAUUUGUAGAAGCUGUUCAGGACAAGAUCAGGAUUAGUGACGAGUGCAGAAUAGAGAUGAGUCUUGAAGUAUACGCAGACGCAGGAGUUACUGCAUAUAAAACAUCUCACUCAAGUGAAGGCAUUUAUUACAAUGAGGACACAGUGGAGAAUCUCUGGAACAGAAACAACCAAGAACCUGCUAAAUCAGGAGGAGAGACUACAAGGAGCAGAUGUUACAGAGUGACUACAGUGUGUGUGGUGCUGCUGUGUGUUCUCCUGCUGACUGCCGUCACAGUGCUGUGGAUCAAAUACAACACCCUGAAUACAGAAAACAACCAGCUACAGACCAGUUACAACAACCCGACUAUAGAGAGAGACCAGUUACAGACCAGUUACAACAACCUGACUAUAGAGAGAGACCAGUUACAGACCAGAUACAACACCCUGACUAGAGAGAAAGACCAGUUACAGACCAGUUACAACACCCUGACUAGAGAGAAAGACCAGUUACAGACCAGUUACAACACCCUGACUAGAGAGAAAGACCAGUUACAGACCAGUUACAACACCCUGACUAAAGAGAAAGACCAGUUACAGACCAGUUACAACACCCUGACUAGAGAGAAAGACCAGUUACAGACCAGUUACAACACCCUGACUAAAGAGAGAGACCAGUUACAGACCAGUUACAACACCCUGACUAGAGAGAAAGACCAGUUACAGACCAGAUACAACACCCUGACUAUAGAGAGAGACCAGUUACAGACCAGAUACAACACCCUGACUAGAGAGAAAGACCAGUUACAGACCAGUUACAACACCCUGACUAGAGAGAAAGACCAGUUACAGACCAGAUACAACACCCUGACUAGAGAGAAAGACCAGUUACAGACCAGUUACAACACCCUGACUAGAGAGAAAGACCAGUUACAGACCAGAUACAACACCCUGACUAGAGAGAAAGACCAGUUACAGACCAGUUACAACACCCUGACUAGAGAGAAAGACCAGUUACAGACCAGAUACAACACCCUGACUAGAGAGAAAGACCAGUUACAGAAGGAUAGAGACGAACUCCAGAGACUUUCUAAACUAGGAUGGAUGUAUUUCAGCUCCAGUGUUUAUUACAUCUCUACUGUGGCGAAGAGCUGGACUGUGAGCAGACAGGACUGCAAGGAGAGAGGAGCAGACCUGGUGAUCAUAAACAGCAGAGAGGAACAGGAGUUCAUCGGUAAAACCCUGGGCAGCAGAAAAGCUUGGAUUGGUCUGAAUGACAGAGACAGAGAGGCCGUGUGGAAGUGGGUGGAUGAUACGACACUGACCACUGGGUACUGGGGACAUGGAGAACCCAACGGUAGAGGUGAUGAGGAUUGUGUUUUAACAGGUGAAAUGUCUGAUCCUGUCUGGACCUGGGCUGAUUAUCCCUGUAAUUAUGAGUUUAUCUGGAUCUGUGAGAAGACAAUCUUUAACUGAAUUGCUGCAUAUGAAUGAAAAGCAGUAAACUGAUUUUCCAUAAAUGUCGCUGUUCUGACAUUUUAUCUGUAAGUUGUGCUUGUAAUCUUGUAAUAAUAAUAAUAAUCACGAUCAUGAGUCACCUGUCGUUCUUUCAGCGCCUACUUUUCCAUUCGGGUUUGUUUAGGAAAUGGUACAGAUUCUAUAGCAGUGAUGUGUAAGCGUGAGUGUAAAUGUGGUUUAAGCUCUUCAGUGUGUUCAUUCAGUCACUGUGUACUGUGACUGUGACAGUUACGAUUCAAAUUUCUCACAUUGCUCAAUGUUGCAUCCGUUCUCCUUUUGGCUUCCUCUCUGUCCUUUCUUUUUAUAAAUCAUGAUACAGGCUGUGAAAUCAUGGUGCUACAAGAAGACACAUAAAAAAAAACCCCACCUGAACAGGAAAAGAAUAA